AUGUUUGAUUUUAGUUUUGAAUUACUGAAAGGUGUGAAGAUCAAGGAAAAUCAUACUACUUCGGAUUUCAUGCUGCCUAUUGCAGAGGUUGUGAUGGAGAAAGAUGAGAGAGAAAAAGGACUGUUGAAAGAAGAAACCCUCAAGGAGGCUGUGAUGGACAAUCUUAUGAUGAAUACUGAACAACCAUCGACGAGUGAGAGUUCUUCACAGCAACCUAUUGAUGAUUCGUUUGAGUUAUGCGAGAAAAAGAAAGAAGGAAAUCUCCAAGAGGUUGUGAUGGACAGUCUUUGCAUGAACAAUGGACAAGGGUUCAUGAAUGACGCUUCUGUGGAUAAACCCACUACUGAUUCUCAUGAGUCAUGCGAGAAAAGGGCGGUGUUGAUGAAAUUAGAGAAUUCUAUGGAGAAGAAACAAAUUUCAAGUUCUCUUGAAAUAUGCAAGAAAGAGGAGGUCUGCUGGUAUCAUAAUGUACCAAGGAAACCAAGGACUAUGAGAGUAGAGGUGUUCAUGAACCCUACUUCCAUGGAUUCCACCGAAAAGUCGGAGAAGAGAGCUUCAAAGAGAGAGUUUCUUGAAGGUGAAAAUUCUGGAACAAAAAUUGUACAACCAAAGAAGCCCCAGAAGAACAUGCCACAAAGACGUCCAGUUCCAAACCAAACACCUGACCUACCCACAAGGUUCAAGGAUUUGAUCAGUGCCAUGGGCGGUUCUGAGCCUGUGUUGGUGAUACAAAAACCCUUGUUCGAUACAGACGUUAGUGAUCAACAUGGUCGAUUAUCGAUACCGAUAAGUCAAAUCGAGCAGCGUUUCAAACUAGAAGAUGAUGAGAAGAGAGCACUUGACUUGCGCACUAAUGAAAAUAAGUGUGGUGAAAUAUCAGCAAAGUUGAUCGGACCAUCGAUGGAAGAAAGUGAAAUAAAGUUGAGGAAGUGGGACAUGAAGAAGAAGCCUGGCCAUGGUGUCAAAAAUAAUGCAAUGUACGUUUUGACCAAAUUCUGGAAUGAUUUCAAAUUGAUUAAUGAAUUGGUUGCAGGAAUGGUUGUGCAGAUUUGGUCAUUCCGAGUUGGUUCAGAACGGUGGUUUGUUCUUGUCAGAGUCGGAACCGACGAAGGAGAAGGUUCGAAUGGCGGAAAUAGCAUUGAUAAUAGUCCAAGCACUAGCCAAGGCAAUAACAUCGCAUCAACUUCUGCCACUCACACCCAAGAACAUUAG
This is a messenger RNA of Ilex paraguariensis (yerba mate), 1212 nucleotides long. Lineage: Eukaryota; Viridiplantae; Streptophyta; Magnoliopsida; Aquifoliales; Aquifoliaceae. The record is from the annotation of a GenBank genome assembly.